Messenger RNA from Prorocentrum cordatum, 681 nucleotides. The record is from the annotation of a GenBank genome assembly. Lineage: Eukaryota; Dinophyceae; Prorocentrales; Prorocentraceae.
AUGUCAGCGGAGCACAGGGAGCUGGUCAUUUGGAUGCUCAGCCAUCCGUCCGCGCUCUUGGAGGAUGCUGAUGAAGAGCAUGGUUUUCCUCCCUUCGGCCUGGAUGUGGUAUUCGACGAUGGCUCUCCCGCAGACUUCGACGAGUUGAUGCUUGCUGAAGCUGUCGCCGCACCUCACGACAUGAUUGAGGAUCUGCCGCAGGACGCCAUGCUCUCGCUGUUGAGUCCCGACUCGGAGUCGGAUCAGGAGGAUGUGCACGCGGAGAUCUUGGCCCAGGCAGUGGCUCCAGAGCACUUUCAUGGAAUACACGACCACAUCGAUAAUCGCACACGGUCUGACGAUGUUCCUGGUGUUCCUCAUGUGGCCCACGACACUGCCGCUGCGAUGCCCCUCAACCUCAUCCUGAGCCAGCUCUUCCAUGCUCUGCGAGCUCUUCUUCUCACGGACCUGACCAAUCUGGGCAAGCUGACGAUAUAUUGCAUGAGGCACUGCCUGCGGAAGCGCCUGCUGGACAUGCAAUACCUUGUCAAGUUGAGGAGACAGACCCCGUGCAUGCUGGGGAAACUGAAGGGCUUGCUGCACUCGCUCACUCUGUCCUGGGACUUCGCGGUCAUGAACCGAUGGAUCGAGCUGAGCUCAUGCAGCAGCUUUUCACUGUUCAACACGCGCUUGCAGCGGGUG